AUGUCUCCUUCCACUAUGGAAGAUCCUGAUCCCGGGUAUCCGAGUACAGACGACAUACUCAGAUUCGUUAAAACAUUAGAGAUGCCUGCCGCCGAUGGGUACAAGUUAAAUUGUGCUUCCAAAACGGCCCUUGCCAAGGCGUAUCAGGAGAUGAGCAGCAACGGUACUAUCAUCCUUCUUUAUACCCUUGCUCCUCCCCUGUUCGAGCAUAUUCGUGGGGAUCAUUAG
Molecule: messenger RNA, 228 nt
Organism: Fusarium verticillioides 7600
Lineage: Eukaryota; Fungi; Ascomycota; Sordariomycetes; Hypocreales; Nectriaceae
Exons: 2
Coding region: 1-228 (75 amino acids)
Source: RefSeq, a predicted model, not a curated record